AUGUGGAAGAGCCUCAUUUCAAACGGCCAGAAAGCCACUCACGCAAGUCGCCACCAUGUUUCGACAGGACUGUGCUCAACCUCUACCUCAAUGGGCAACCGAACCUUCAGCACAAUUCCUUCGCUUCAAAAAGAUAGCCAACCCACCGACAUUGAUCGCGAAGCCCUGAAUCCCCAACGAUCAGAGGUCUCUAAGUCCGGGACAGACGACGAAAUUGCCCAUCAUGACUCUGCGUUUGACCCGUCGAACACUGCGCCCGAAAGCGAGCUUGCUGCGACAGAGAAGGAGAGCAAGAGCGGCAAGAAAGGCACACUUAACAUGAGUCCUGCAAACAAGGAUGUCAACGCAUGGAGGGGACCGACUGAGGGUGGACCAGAUAGAAAUGUUGAACGAGGGGCGUCGAGCGCUCGCGGAUCCCCGAACAAACGACGGACAAUCCAUGUCAAGGAGGAUGGUACUCAUGUUGCAUAUCGGUAG
Messenger RNA from Penicillium argentinense, 477 nucleotides. RefSeq lists its product as uncharacterized. Bases 1 to 477 code for a protein of 158 amino acids. The record is from RefSeq and is a predicted model, not a curated record. The transcript has a single exon. Lineage: Eukaryota; Fungi; Ascomycota; Eurotiomycetes; Eurotiales; Aspergillaceae.